Molecule: messenger RNA, 513 nt
Organism: Ixodes scapularis (black-legged tick)
Lineage: Eukaryota; Metazoa; Arthropoda; Arachnida; Ixodida; Ixodidae
Product: cytochrome P450 3A19-like
Exons: 5
Coding region: 1-513 (170 amino acids)
Molecular function (GO): monooxygenase activity; oxidoreductase activity, acting on paired donors, with incorporation or reduction of molecular oxygen; iron ion binding
Source: RefSeq, a predicted model, not a curated record
AUGUAUCCAGAGGGAUCCAUGGACGUUGCCAGAAUUCUCAGGAAUGAAUACCUAGAUCAAGUGAUCCUGGAAACCAUCCGAAUGUAUCCGCCGUUGGUCAGUUUCACCACCAGAAAGUCUGAGGAGGAGCGUCUAUACAAUGGACUCCGGAUUCCGGCAAAAAUGAGCGUCUUGAUACCUGUGUAUCAAAUGCACCAUGACCCCAAGCUGUGGAGCGACCCUGAGACAUUUCAGCCAGAGAGGUUUAAUAAACCUAACGGAAGAAAUUUCAAUCCCAUGGCAUUCCAAGCGUUUGGCCAUGGACCACGGAACUGCGUUGGCAUGCGCUUCGUCCAGCAGCAAUUAAAGCUGACGUUUGCCAAAAUUUUGGGGAAGUACAAGAUUAUUCCCGAUGACAGAUACGUCAAGGGAGAUCACCUCGAGCUGUCCACCGCAUUCAUCUUCUGCAAACCCCGCGAUGGAGUUUGGCUUAAGUUUCAGAAGAUCUACAGCGGGAGCCAAGAAAACGAAUAG